This is a messenger RNA of Dicentrarchus labrax (European seabass), 3336 nucleotides long. RefSeq lists its product as uncharacterized. The record is from RefSeq and is a predicted model, not a curated record. The transcript is spliced from 2 exons. Bases 740 to 1456 code for a protein of 238 amino acids. NCBI's taxonomy places the organism in Eukaryota, Metazoa, Chordata, Actinopteri, Moronidae.
GGUAAAUAAAUACUGAAGCAAAUUAAAACAGAAAUAUCCAUUUAUUCAAUUUAAUUCAGUUUUAUUUGUAUAGCGCCAAUUCAUAACAGAAGUUAUCUCAGGACACUUUUCAAAUAGAGCAGGUCUAGACCGAACUCUUUAAAACAUUAAUUACAGAGACCCAACAGUACCACCAUGAGCAAGACCUUGGCGACAGCGGCAAGGAAAAACUGCCUUUUAAGAGGCAGAAACCUAGGACAGUCCCCGACUCUAGGUGGGUGGUCGUCUGCCUCAACCAGAUGUGGUGAGAGAGAGAGAGAGAGAGAGAGAGAGAGACAGAGAGACAGACAGUUGGGGAGUUUAAAGGCAUUCACUCACAGCAUGGUAAGAGGAAGCAAUGUGACAGAAAUGAUUGGAGAGACUGGACUGCAGGACUAAAGCUUGUUUCAAUCAAUGAAGAAGGAGCCGGUUUUUCAUCUGCUAUUGGCCUCGGCAACCUUCAAAUAAAAGAAAGAAAAUAAAGAAAGCUGAAUCUUGGUCACUGAGUGACUUCCAGUUAUAAUCUUCCAAAGCAAGAUGCCUUUUCAAGUGGGGGUAACUGCAUGUCAAACCUCUCAAAAGUGAGGGCAACUUGACAGUGAAAAACCACUGCUGUGAAGACUAGAGCAGAGAAUCCUGAACAGCAACUGGCCAGGCCUGGAAGUCCAGAGGCCUGGUAACACACUGAACUUCACCUUACUCAAUCCUGCUGGAAAAGAAGAUGGCUGACUCAAAGUUACAGGAGCAGUUUAAAGCCAAUAGGAGAUCUGUGAAGCGACAAUUUUCCAUACUGGCCAACAACGUUGUCCGGAUGCACGCCAUAAUGGCUGAAGAGGAACUCAUAGACAGUUUCAAAAAGCUCAUAAUAGAGGCCAACAAAGUCAUGGAAGCCAAUGAUGAUGUGGAGGCUCAGUACCUUGCAGAGGCAGAGCUGGAUGCAGAUCCUGAAGUAGUUCUUGGGUUGAGCGAGCAGCAAAAGGCCAAUAUUGGGAAAACUGCAAGUGAGUGUGAGAUGAAGCUGAAAGAGCUGAAGGACCUCAUCCAAAAGACACUCUGGGACAACUUUGGAGAGGAGGAACUGAUGAUGGUGGUAAAGGCUGCAGAGGAGAAGGUCGAGAGUGUGACGUCCUUUGAACCUGGCGGAAAUAAAGAGGCCUUUGACUUCAUGUUCGACUACAUGGAAAGACCGGUUAAGAGGGCAAAAGAGCUGCACACACAGUGGAAGUGUUGGGCCCCUCCUGCUGAGCAGACAGACUUCCAGCUGCGUGAACGAGGGCUUGAGCAGAGCAUUCCCAAGUUAAUGUCAAGGAAAGCAGAGUUUAUUCAAGCAAAAGCUGAAGACACCGAAAGAGUUGGGAGCGGAGCUUCCAUCAGCUACCCGUCAUCAGCUAUUAGACUGAAGCCAACCUCCCUCCCCAAGUUUACUGGCAUCAGGUGAGACUUUUUAUCGCUGGAAAAGAGACUUGGAGGCCCUUCAGAGGCAAGGAGAACCCACUGGGUCAAAAGAAGUCAAAGUUCCAGCUUCUUGACAGUUUGGAUGAAAAAAUAAUGAGAAAUCUUCGAUUGAUGACCUACAAAACAGCAGACGACAUCUUUCAGGUCCUGGAGAACUGGUUUGGAAACCAAACUGCGAUUGCUAUAGAAAUAGUUGCGGAGCUCUAGAGACUUCCAGUUGUCAAAGGUCGCCAGCCCAGGAAAACUGUUGAGCUCAUCCAAGCUGUUGAGAAAGCCCUUGAAGACCCGAGUGACCUUGGUGAUACUGGCGCCUUAAAGAACCCUGUGGUGACAAAGUCAUUUGAAAGCAAGCUUUCUGAUGCACUGAAGAGUGACUUCUCUAUGCAUCUAUGAGCAGCUGGACCAAUUGAGGGAUGAAGAGCCGCCAAGGAAGGAAAUCCGACCUGAGCAAAGGCAAGCCAGAACCAGAGCCUUGAACAGAGUCAAGUAGCCAUCUUUUAGGGUGUGUCGUCUGUGGGGACAUCAAGCAUAAGAAAAGGUUGUACUUCUGCAAAAAGUUCCAUGUGCUUAAGCUCAGAGAAGAAGGAUGCAGUGCAAAAACUGGGAGCCUGCUGGAAAUGUCUGGAUGUCCAUGAUGAUGAUAAUCUCUGCAAAACUUAAUUCCUGUGCAAAGAUCCACAGUGUGAGGACAAGAGAGCCACAGACCACCAUUACUAUCUGUGUCCUAAUGCUGAAGCAUCCAGAGGCAGUACGGCCCAGAGGAAGAGCAAAGGCAGCACAGUGGGAGGUGGCAACAAGAGGAAUUACACCGAGGCACAGGAACAAUUCUUCAGAAAGCUCUCACCUGAAUUAGCCCAACAAUGCCGGGACACAUUCUGCAACACAGUGUUGAGGACUUCCAUGUCGCAAAGCGUCACUCAAGUCUUCUAGCAGAGAGCGGCCUGGCAGGGUGGCCUGUCAUCAUGAUGCUUUUGGAGGUAACAGCCAAUGCUGGGCAGAAAAUUAGGACACUGAUCGACCUAGCUUCUGACACUAAUUAUAUCACCCAUGAGGCAGCAGGUCAGCUCAGUCUCAGAAGUGAAGACAUCACGCUUGUCGUCCAUGGUGUAGGAGGCAUGAAAAUCUUUGUCAAAACAAAGAGGUACCUCCUGAAGAUCCGUAUCACUACCUCAGGAGGCACUUUCAACUCCCACCAGCUGGUUUGCUACGGCCUAGACAGCAUCGCAUCCGCAGACAUCCCCAGACAUGUGUCAGCCAAAAAACUGCAAGAGUUCUUCCUAGGCGUCCCGCUCAGUGACCUGGUUAGCCCAAGAGAAAUCCACCUCCUUGUAAGUCACAAGGAGGGUUGGCUGGCUCCGCAGAAAAUCCGCUCAGUGGGGGACCUCGUGCUGUGGGACGGACCAAUGGGAAAGACAGUUGCUGGCACCCAUCCUGAGCUGUUUGAGAAGGUCACUGUAGCAGCCCACACGUCGAGAACGCACUUUGCGAGGUUGCUGCUGCGAGAUAUGAAGAACACACCUGCAUAGUCCCCAUUCAUUCUCCACAGAGCCAGCAAGCUCCAAUUGCUGUCCAACCUCAGCAAUCCAGUUGUGCAGCUACUACUGCCAACUUCCUCAAGUGGUGGAAAUGGGACAGCAUUGCUGCUGGCUGCAUCCCAGGAUAUGGGGGCUGUCGGUCUAGGGGUAUGAUUCUUGCUUUGGGUGUGAGAGGUCCUGGGUUCAAAUCCCAGACAAGCCCCCAUUUUGUCACAACCUGGCUCAAAAGAGUGUGACAAAGAGGGAGACCACACAGUCUGGGAGUUAACAGAAUUUAAUUAAGUAAAUAACAAAAUAAUAAAUACAGUUUAAUAUGUCUAUCAGUAAA